Molecule: messenger RNA, 2978 nt
Organism: Polyodon spathula (Mississippi paddlefish)
Lineage: Eukaryota; Metazoa; Chordata; Actinopteri; Acipenseriformes; Polyodontidae
Gene: pla2g7
Product: phospholipase A2, group VII (platelet-activating factor acetylhydrolase, plasma)
Exons: 11
Coding region: 159-1358 (399 amino acids)
Molecular function (GO): 1-alkyl-2-acetylglycerophosphocholine esterase activity
Source: RefSeq, a predicted model, not a curated record
UAGCUGUACAGAAUAUAACAGGCUGUGUCUGCUCGUCGAGUGAAGCUUUCCUUUCUGUGGCACUGGUUAAAGUACCUAUUUCACAAUAAAAAAAAACAAAAAACGUGGAUUCACAGACAGAUCACCCCAAUCAGUAAGGUUUCUAGAAACAGUUGGAUAUGGGAGGCAGUUGCAGUCUGGGGAUUCCCUCGGGAAAAGGACCAAACAAUGUGGGAUGCACUGAUCUGAUGGUGGGCCACACAAUCCAGGGAACCUUCCUCCGCUUGUAUUACCCAUGUGAACCUUCUGCAAGCUCUGAACAGCCACCUUGGAUCCCAAAGAAGGAGUAUUUUAAUGGUCUUGCUGACUUUCUUAAAAUCAGCAGAAGCCUGGGUGAUAGGAUGUUGAGUUAUUUGUAUGGGUCCUAUACAAUUCCUGCUGAGUGGAAUGCACCAUUUAAGCCUGGAAACAAGUAUCCAUUAAUUAUUUUCUCUCAUGGACUAGGAGCAUUCAGGAAUCUGUAUUCAGCUGUUUGCAUAGAAAUUGCGUCUCAGGGUUUUAUUGUCGCCGCUGUGGAGCACAGAGAUGGAUCUGCUUCAGCCACAUUCUAUUAUAAAGAUCAAUCAACAGAGCAACAACAACAAGUGUCAUCUACACCUGAAAAUCUUGAAGAGGAAUGGCUGUACUACAGAACACUGAAACCAGGUGAACCAGAGUUUCCACUCCGCAAUCAACAGGUACAACAGAGAGCCAAUGAAUGUAUUGGGGCUUUGAAUCUUCUGACUGAUAUAAACGCAGGACAAUCUGUUAACAAUGUGCUAAAUCUACAUUUUGAUUGGUCCAAGCUCAGGGACUCUAUGGAUUUGUGUAGAACUGCGAUCAUGGGACAUUCUUUUGGAGGUGCAACUGUUAUCCAAUCUCUCUGCAGGGAGACAAAGUUCAAGUGUGGCGUAGCUCUGGAUUCAUGGAUGUUUCCAUUGGAGGAUGAGGUGUAUGCUAGAGUGACCCAACCGAUACUGUUCAUCAAUUCUGAAAAAUUCCAGUGGUUGGGGAACAUCCUGCAGAUGAAAAAGCUUGAUUCAGACACUAUACAGAGGAAAAUGAUAACAAUCAAGGGAACUGUUCACCAAAGCUUUCCAGAUUUCACGUUUCUGACUAGCCCCUUGAUUGGGAAGAUCUUCAAACUGAAGGGAGAGAUUGACCCUAACAUAGCCAUAGAUCUGUGCAAUAAGGCAUCAUUAGCAUUUCUUCAGAGACACUUAGAAAUUCACAAGAAUUUUAAUCAGUGGGACCCACUAAUCGAUGGGAAGGAUGCAAAUCUUAUUCCAGGCACAAACAUUCAUCUGCCUUCUACAAAUGAUACUACAAAAAGAGAGUGAAGAGGACCCAUUCUGUAUUUCAAACAGAAAAUACAUUGUGACUUUACAUGCAAGAAAAACCUGAGCAAGUUUGCUCGUGCAGUGGGCCAUUCCCUUACCUAAUACCUGACUUCUGUUAGUGCAGUUUGUGCUGCUGUGAACCACGUCUGCACUUACCAUUUGAAGAAUCAGCCAUCGACGUAUGAAUUGGACUCUUCCUUCUGUUUCAAAUCAAACUGUCUGUUCACAAAUAUCUUAUUCCACUGAAAGUUGUUUUACGGUACAGCCUUAAGCUUCUCAACCAUUUUAAGGUUUUCUUGAAUUGUUAAAACCAUGUGUUUAAGUUUACUUGCCAACAUGUUUGAGCCUCAAUGGCAGAGUCACUGACCUAAUGGAACCUGCGCAUGUGUAAAAUAAUGCGUACGGUACAGUACAUCAUUAUUUCUUCCUUUUUUGCAAGCACAGUUAAUCCACCCACGGAUAAUUGAGAGUUGACUGUAUAUAUCGAAAAGAGUCUACAGCUGUACUCGCAUCAUUAAAAUACACCAGAGUAUUGUAGAAAUAGUUAAAUAAUGAAUAACCAAUAGCACGGAUAUAUUUCAGUUAGUCACAUACAGCACAAAACACAAAUUCAACAGUUUUGGAAGUAAAUGAUGUGCAAUACAGAUAGUCUCUUAAAGUUAAAAUUCUUCUGACCUGCAGUAUCAUAUGGUAUAUAUUUUUUCUGCUGUUUUAUUGUACCUGAUGAUUUAAAAAAUAAAAAAUAAAGUGCAGAAUUUUGGUUUGAUUUGAAGAUAAUUUCUUGGACGAGAUUUAGGACAACUGCAAAGACAGACAGUUAUUGCAGAAUGGUGUAGCUUAUGUGGAUGGAGUGUCAGAUAAAAACUGUAAAUGCACAUUUGAUAAAAGUUUUUACUGAGCCAUGCAGAAUGUUAAUAAGUGUCCUGAAAAAAAUGAGGGAAAGAGUCCAGACAGCAAACCAGAUGUGUUUUUCAUGCAUUCUGUAACCCAAUAUUACAUCACUUUCCUGUGAUUGAGUCAGGAAAAUACUGUAGCUGUUAAAUCGCCAGCACCUGGCCAUCUUGCUCAAGACAAGACUGGGAAUCUGGCCAACAAAUAGAUUUAAUUAAUGCUUUUUCAGAGACUCUUACUCAUGAUGAGAUUGUUAUACUGGACUUAAUAUCAUUGGUUUAGUUUAGCACUGUACCUCUUACAUAAACAACAUACUAAAUAAAACUGACUAAAUGAAGGGUUAAAUUGUGUGUAACAAUGGUAAGGUUUAAAUAGUGUAAAACGUGCAGUAUAUACCACUGUAGCAUCUAGUACUUAAGCAUUUUAAUAUACUUUUAAUAAUAAUUAAAUUGACUAACUCUUGCUGAGAACUGAACUUUUUCAAUACAUGUAAUGUCUGAGAACCUUGUGAAGCAGUAACACCCUGUGCAGUUGCUGACUGCCUGCCAAGACAAGAUAGGCAGAUACAUAUAUAGGGUCUGUGUUGGAGAAAAAAAGGUAAGGAGAGGGGCUCUCUCCUUGUCUGGGGAAUGUGUGGGUUGUGGCAAGUAGAGGGUGGGGAUUAGGGUAUACUUAUUGGUAUCCUGGAGCACUCAGAGUUGGAAAAGAGGAGAGAAAGCCAUCAUCAAC